Messenger RNA from Exophiala dermatitidis NIH/UT8656, 1752 nucleotides. RefSeq names its product MADS-box transcription factor. The coding region runs from base 1 to 1752 and encodes 583 amino acids. Gene Ontology annotation, molecular function: protein dimerization activity; DNA-binding transcription factor activity, RNA polymerase II-specific; RNA polymerase II cis-regulatory region sequence-specific DNA binding. Gene Ontology annotation, biological process: positive regulation of transcription by RNA polymerase II. Lineage: Eukaryota; Fungi; Ascomycota; Eurotiomycetes; Chaetothyriales; Herpotrichiellaceae. The transcript is spliced from 3 exons. The record is from RefSeq and is a predicted model, not a curated record.
AUGGGCCGCAGAAAAAUCGAAAUCAGAGCUAUAAAGGAUGAUCGCAAUCGUUCGGUGACAUUCCUCAAGCGAAAAGGCGGCCUCUUCAAGAAGGCUUACGAGCUGUCGGUCCUAUGUUCUGUCGACGUCGCAGUGAUCAUUUUCGGCCACAACAAGAAGCUCUACGAGUUCUCUUCGGGAGAUAUCAAUGAAACAAUACGGCGAUACCAAUAUUAUGGACAACCUCACGAACACAAGGGGCCGGCCGACUUCAAGAACAAAGGUGGUGAUGAUGACGACGAUGAGGACGAGGAGGAAGAACACCUUACCCAGGGCCGGGAAGAAUCUCUCCCUCCUCAACAACACGCGGUGCCUCAUAUGCAGCCCCAUAACUCGUUUGCGCAUAUUCAACCACCCAUGGCUACCGCCUCACCUCCAAUGCCUAAUGGCAUGUUUCAACCUCGACACGCCACUCCUCAGCCUCCGCAUAUGAUAUCUAGACCGGCAUCUCAGAAUAUGAUCCGUCGCAGUAGUUCCAAUCUUAUUCCCGUGCAACAUCCUCACCCAACUCCCCCUCCGCCUCAAAACGGGUUUGCUUAUGUACCAAAUCCGUCCGUCUACAAUCCCCAAGCGGCUCCUUCAGUGGCUCCUCAACCGUCGCCACAGCCUCCCUUUCAACAAUAUCCUCCUCAACCGCACCACCACCAACAUGCGCAACAUCAGCAACAACACCACCAACAGCAGCAGCAGCACCCUCAUCCCACACCUCCUCCGCCGCCGCCGCAAUCACAUCAGCAAAUGCAGCAAGCCCAUCAACAGUACUUGCAGGAACAAAGACGGUCAUCUCAACCUCCGCCAGUCGCACAACCCGGUCUUCAACCUCCACCCCAGCCGCAACCACGAGCUUCACCCCAACCUGAUGCACAAAGUUUGCGGCCCCCAGAACAAUCUAGUCCACCCCAACCUAAACACGGUCAGUCGAAAUCCAGAAGCAUCUUCACCCCAAUAGAUGAGGGGGGAUCGGUGCUGGCACAGCAUUUCUUUGGCGCACCAGAUCCUCCAAGGACUUUCCCAAAGAAAGAAGUCGAGUCGCCGCCCGAUAUCAAGCCGCCACCGCGCAGUGUUACUGUGCCUUCUGUCCCCCGGCCAACCUCUCAACCCAGCAGACCCCAAACCGCUGUUCCCGAAUUUGCUCCUCCACCGCGGACAGAUACAUCAGGGUCCAGGUCGGGAGGACGACCCAAACUAAACCUACAGAUUCCCUCUGAGGCGGAGGACAACGAGUCAGCGGCAGGAGGGUCUCCUUCGCAAUCGGCUGGACCAUCAGCAAAUCCAGCCAGGGCCAAUGCCGACCAUAUCGUCCUACCACCGCCUUCACCUAGUGCGUCCGCGGUCAUGUCGGCUGGUACAAGUGGACCUCCCAAUCCCUUUGCUCGUCCUCCUCCUCCGACCUCGAACCAAAACCGCGAUGCGUAUAACGACAAUCGCAACAACAUUGAAACCCCGAUAUCCGCGUUGCCCAGUCGGUACAUGAAUAACGAUCUGUUGCCCAGUCCGAGCAAUUUCUUCAGCGAGUGGUACGAGUCCGGUAGAAACGGCGGUCUUAAUUCGGCCGUUUUACCCAGCCCGCUUGUGUUUCCGACUCCACAGGAUUCUAAGGGAAUCGGGUUCGGUGGGCGUGAUGGAGGGGGAAAUGAAGCAAAUGGCGAGAAACGAAAGGGAAGCGUGGAUCUGUCAGAGAAAGAGGGAGACGCGAAGAAGGUCAAAACGUGA